Patella vulgata (common limpet) is the source of this 2648-nucleotide messenger RNA. RefSeq lists its product as uncharacterized. Bases 84 to 1751 code for a protein of 555 amino acids. The record is from RefSeq and is a predicted model, not a curated record. NCBI's taxonomy places the organism in Eukaryota, Metazoa, Mollusca, Gastropoda, Patellidae. The transcript is spliced from 7 exons.
AUGCGCCAGGUAUCGAACAGGUAACAACUAAAACUGGUUUAACUUUAAUGCAAGUUGCAUGGUUGAUGUGUCUUUAAACUAAAAUGGGGAUGUUGUUGAUGAUUGUAACAGUAAUUACUGUAUUUAUAAUUACAUCAGAUGCUUUCAAAGUAUUGGAGGAGUGUCAUAAUAUUGGUACUAAUAUUACAUGCCCAAAUGGUUACAGAGUCAACAUAACUAAUGGUUUUUAUGGAUUGAAGUCGACAAACUGUCAAGUCUUGGAACCCAAAUGUUGUAGCUUUCAGGAAAAAAGUAAUGAUAGACUAGCUGAAUAUUCAAACUCUGAUUUCAAGACGAUCUACAACCAAUGUAUGUACCAUCAAUCAUGUUUUGUAAACCUUACGUCAACAGACAACAGGAACAAUACCUGUUGUAAAAAUUAUUCACGAUUUGGAAGAAUUGAAUACGAAUGUGAGCCGGUUAAUAUUCUAGAUCUGUCCAACCAAACGAACCAGAUGAGAACAGGUGUUCCUAAUGUUAGUUUGGUGUAUGAUGAUGAAAGCUCGUCUUCAACUACGUAUUCACGGGAUCGAACCUGUUUGAUACAAUCAGAAGGUGAAAUCCGGGUCAGUGUUGUCGAUAUACUAUUGAAGUCACUUCAACCAAGGCACAGUUUAAACUUCUCCAAAACUAGCACACCUUCCUAUUCAAUAUGUAACAAAAGACUAUCGAUUAUUGACGGCGAAAAGCAACCAAGGUUGUGCAUGGGUAAUGGGAAUAAGACUGAAACAUAUCUUGGUAAAUAUCAAGGUCCAGUAGCCGUUCUAUUUAGAGAUAAUCAACCUGGCGAUAAAAUGAUAAUAGAUUUGUCAGCCGAAGGGAAACUGAAUAUAACGUGUAAUGUGGUAAUUUUCUCUGGUGGAAACCCCGCGGUUGAUAUGAUAGAUACAUCAGUGUUGUAUAUAAUCAUUGUGUCUGUGAUCGUGCUAGUCCUUCUGGUCAUGGUGGGUAUAGUCCUUGUUUGCUGUUGGUUCAGAAGACGUAAACAAAGACGGAAGAAAUGUUCUGAACAAGUAACCGCAACCAAUUCCACUAAUGCAUAUGAGUAUAUAGAUACAGAAUUGCCUGAUGGUGUUCGAAAGGGUUAUCUUUUAUUGCCCAAAAAGGACAAAUCUUUAACGCUACGUUUCGUUAAAACAGUCGCAAUGGAUAACUGUCCUGCAGGUUCCGAAGGUUCGUAUUGUCACAUCGUCAAACACCAUGAACCUUUUCACGAUCAAUCGCCGAUUCUUUCGGGUUAUAAACAUAUUUGCCAAAUUCAAACUCAACAAUCCGAUCACGACAGCAAACUGGACAAGGAUGUUUAUUGUGACCAACAAGCAGAGCCGCUAGAAGAAGAUACACCAGGUAGCUUCGAUAUCAAGAAAGACAUAUCCACAACGCUUCAAUUAAGACCGGGUGAAAAUAGUGAACUACUGAGGGAAAUUGCAAAUGAAUUUGGGAAUGAAUUAUCUGCAAUAAGCGAUGGGUUGUCAGAACCCAAACCGUCAGAUGUAGAUAACGAUUUUGAUCACUACGAACAACUUGGCCAAACCAAGUUCGUCAACCGCCCAGCUAUAUCUACUGAUGAAAAAGACACAUAUAAUCGUUUGGACAUCCAUAACCUAAACAAAAGUAAAAGUAGACAAUUAUGCGAUAAUUAUGAUCAUUUGGGUGCGUUUAAGGAGGACAUUAGUGAUCAAAAUGUGCAUUAUAACCGUCUUCAAUUUUAGCAUAAGGGUUGUCACAUUAUUCAGAGCUGGAGGCUUGUUACUAAUUUAGGGUAAAUGCUGGUUAAUAAUUUGGGGUAAAGAUGGUCACAUUAUUCAGAGCUGACAGAUUGUUACUAAUAUUUUUCGAGAAUUAUAAAAUACUUGUUAGUUUUAAUAAAUCAAAUGGUAGGUUAGCACCAGAUUAUCUUUUAAAUGGAACUUUGGUUGUGAUUUUGUAACGGAACUGCAACAGCAGAUCAAGAAUCAAAAGACUUUUAAUCAAUGUAAAUCCGCACUAAAGACGUUCCUGUUCCGAUAGUUUUACCCGUAGGGCCAUUACUUAAAGCGUUUUGAGCAUGUGUCAACAUGGAGAAGACGCUAUAUAAAGCCUCAUUAGUAUUAUUAUUAUUAAUAUGACAAAGAAGUCAAAAAAGCAACAGUGCCGCCAUAUGUCAAAACCUGCUGUGCAUUAUUAUAUAUUCCUCUGAAAAAAGAAGCUUUCGCUUAAAUGACACACUGGCUGGAAUGAGUCUUUUUUAACAUUUGCGUUCUGUCACACCCCAUUUGUCUUGUACGCUUUCUAUGUAGCAAAUGUCACAGAUCGGUUGCAAAUAAACUGUACAUAACAUAUAUCUCAUAGUAGUUUCAACAAAACAUCCUUUACCCAACAGUUUCUGUAUAACAUCUUAAGCAUAUCAGAGAUUUUAGUAAGCAAUUAAUGACCGAAUACCGAGUGUUGUUCUCCAGAUUGCAUAAAACCUAUCAUUAUCGGCAAUAGGGUAUUAAUUUACAUUUUACAUAUAAUCACAGGUAAAUUCAUUUUAUCAGAGCAAUUAAUAGAGGAUGCGAGCACCUUCCAUGGGAGUUAAAGUCACAUUUUCGCGGAAGUUAAUCUAUCAUAAGAAUAUUAUAUACUUU